AUGGUUGUUUAUCAAACUGGAGCAUGCAGCACGUGGGAAUUCUUAGACACUCCUUGGAAGUGCCACCGGCUUGACCAGCUCGAGCAACGGGUUUUGGAGCUUGAGGGUCAGCUGGAGACACGGCGGUGCCUCCGCGAGGCUGAGGGUUACGUGGAUAACACGUUGUUAGAUAUGGUCAUUCCGCGGCUUAAGGAAGUGCAGUCAGGGAAGGAAUGGGGAUGGGCAAUAACUGUUGGUCUAGCCAGUAAGCUGGUUUGUUACUACACAAACUGGGCCCAUAAAAGAGAAGACUGUAAGUUCUUACCAAAAGACAUUGACCCCAAGUUAUGCACCCAUCUUAUUUAUGCUUUUGCUGUUAUUGGCAAUAAUCAUCAAAUAGUUGCACAGCAAAAGGACGAUGAAGAUCUUUACGUCUCAUUUAACAACCUUAAAAAACGAAAUCCAAGCUUGCAAACACUCUUAUCUAUUGGUGGCUGGAAUUUUGGAACUGAAAAGUUCACUGCCAUGGUUUCUAGCAAAGAAACACGUCUAAUAUUCAUUAAGUCUGUAAUUCAAUUCCUACGGAAAAGGAAGUUUGAUGGUUUAGAUCUACAUUGGGAGUAUCCAGGGUUUAAGAGAAGCCCAUACCAGGACAAACAGCGCUUCACAUUCUUGGUUCAGGAAACUCUAGAAGAGUUUAAGAAGGAAUCCAAUGAAAGCAACAAACCAAGACUGCUGCUUUCAGCUGCAGUGGCAUCUGGCAUAAGAAACAUUCAAGCAGGCUACGAAAUAGAAAAGAUUUCUGAGCAUUUGGAUUUUAUCGGUGUGAUGACUUAUGAAUUCCAUGGUCCAUGGGAUCCUAAAACCGGACCUAAUAGCCCCUUGUACAAGAGCUCCACUGACUAUAAAGAUGAUAAAUACUUUAAUGUAGAGUUUGCUACAAAAUACUGGAAAGAAAAUGGUGCCCCUGCAGAAAAACUGUUGGUUGGAUUUCCAACUUAUGGUCGUACUUUUACACUCUGUUUGCCUGACACCAAGCCUGGUGCUGCAGCAUGCGGUCCCGCAGCACCAGGAAAUUGUACUAAAGCAGCUGGAAUUUUGGCAUACUAUGAGAUAUGUGACUUUUUGAAAGGAGCCAAUAAAGAGUGGAUGGAGGAGCAGGAAGUUCCAUAUGCAUACAAAGAUGAUGAGUGGGUUACUUAUGACAAUUUGAAGAGUUAUGAGAAGAAAGUGGAAUGGUUGAAAAAUAAUAGCUUUGGUGGUGCAAUGGUUUGGACCAUCGACAUGGAUGAUUCCAAAGGUACUUUCUGUAACCAAGGAAAAUCACCCCUUAUUAACAAGCUGAAGCUUUGUUUAAAUUCUAAAGCUGAAGAAAGUUCAUCAGCCUCAACAACUCCAUUACCAAGCUCUACUUCAGAUAAUUCACCAUCAAAUUCACAGUCUUCCACUGUAUGCCCUGAUCUGGAAUUCUGCCAUGACAAAGUUAAUGGUAACUAUCCAGUUCCAUGUGCUGUGGACAGCUUUUAUCGAUGCACCGACAAAAGCACCGACAUAGAGACCUGUUCCAAGGAAAUCAAUACAGCCAUUGAAAGUGUAUGGAAAGAACGCUACACAAUAUAUGACAGUAAAAAGUUAAACCGCCUUUUAAUUGACACCUGA
This is a messenger RNA of Carcharodon carcharias (great white shark), 1638 nucleotides long. Its product is annotated as acidic mammalian chitinase-like. Gene Ontology annotation, molecular function: chitinase activity; chitin binding. The record is from RefSeq and is a predicted model, not a curated record. NCBI's taxonomy places the organism in Eukaryota, Metazoa, Chordata, Chondrichthyes, Lamniformes, Lamnidae. Gene Ontology annotation, cellular component: extracellular region. The transcript has 13 exons. Bases 1 to 1638 code for a protein of 545 amino acids. Gene Ontology annotation, biological process: chitin catabolic process; carbohydrate metabolic process.